UUUCUUUUCCCUUCUUUAUUCUUUUUCAUUUUCUCCUCUUCUACGAUACCCCUUCUCUCUCUCCGCUCGACGCCAACAUUGCCACCACCCUACCUACCCGGUUCCGGCCACCAAAUUGACGAAGGAAGGAGGCGGUCGACUCAUCUCGUGCUGCUGGUCAAGUUUCCGGCCUUCUCGUCGACCAGCAAAGCCUCCUGCGUCGCAAAUCGAAGCUGUCUCCUUCGACAACCCUCUCUCCCUCGAUUUUCCGGCGAUAGUGAGCUGCUCCGGCGACUCCUUUCACUUAGCUUUCGGGGUUAUUUUCUCCUCAACUCCAUUGUCUCUGUUUUAAAUCAUGAAAUUCCGGUAUGCCAUGGUUUGUUCAUCGAAUCAGAAUCGGAGCAUGGAGGCUCACUCUUUGCUCAAGAGACAAGGCUUUGAUGUGGCCUCCUACGGGACAGGGGCUCAUGUUAAGCUCCCUGGACCAUCACUGAGAGAACCGAACGUCUACGAUUUUGGAACCCCUUACAAGCAAAUGUUCGAUGAUCUCAGGCGCAAAGACCCUGACCUUUACAAGCGUAAUGGCAUACUGCCGAUGCUGAAAAGGAAUUCCUCUGUCAAAUUGGCACCUCAACGUUGGCAAGACAAUGCAGCUGAUGGGUCAUUUGAUAUAGUCUUCACAUUUGAAGAGAAAGUUUUCGACAUGGUUGUUGAGGGUAUCAGCAUCUUCCUUUUCCAUAUUUAUGAUCUGCAUAAUCGGGAUCAUGUUCUAAUGAAAAGUGUUCUGGUGAUCAACUUGGAAGUGAAAGAUAACCAUGAAGAGGCAGCCAACGGAGCUCGACUUGCUUUAGACCUGUGCCAAGAGAUCGACGCAGUGGAUUCAUGGGAGGAUUUGAUCGAUGAGAUCAUAACUGCAUUUGAGACUAAACACAGACGGAAGCUCUUAUACAGUAUCUCCUACUACUGAAGAUGUCUCAGACUUACCUAAUCUUUAUAUUAGUGUUUAGUUGGGAUUGUGAAGUUCUAGUUUCUCCAUUUUGGAUGUUCUUCCACAACGUUACUUUGGCUGAUAAUAGUUCUAAGGUGAGACUGAGAAGGUCGAUGAACUACUUUUAUUUUUCAAAUUUUUACUGACUCUUUCUAUA
This is a messenger RNA of Jatropha curcas, 1124 nucleotides long. RefSeq names its product Ssu72-like family protein. Lineage: Eukaryota; Viridiplantae; Streptophyta; Magnoliopsida; Malpighiales; Euphorbiaceae. The record is from RefSeq and is a predicted model, not a curated record. Gene Ontology annotation, cellular component: nucleus. Gene Ontology annotation, molecular function: phosphoprotein phosphatase activity. Gene Ontology annotation, biological process: mRNA processing.